This is a messenger RNA of Eupeodes corollae, 4508 nucleotides long. RefSeq names its product transcription factor mef2A. Lineage: Eukaryota; Metazoa; Arthropoda; Insecta; Diptera; Syrphidae. The coding region runs from base 503 to 4021 and encodes 1172 amino acids. The transcript is spliced from 4 exons. The record is from RefSeq and is a predicted model, not a curated record.
GAAGGUUGGUCGCUUCGCUUGUCUUGUUGCAUAUUUUAAUAUUUUAUUUCGUUUGUUGUUUUGUCAAUUUAAAGUGUUGGAAACUUAUUUCGAUUGAAACAUUAAAUUUAGUAUACCACUAGCUAUACCGUCGAGCGGUCGGAAUUUGGUAGUUUAGUGGAUGUAAAAUUAUUUGAUAAUUUUUUUAUUUUUAAUUUUCAAACGCAGUGGGUGUGAAGAAUAUGUGAAGGCAUUAUUAUACCUAUUUACAUACUUAACGCGGGUGUUUGAAUAAAGUGUAACAACACACAAUAAAAUAAGAAAAAAAAAUCAUUCGCUGAAUUUCUAACAAAUGGAUAAAGAAAGUAUUUUUGCAUAGAUAAUUAUUAAAGAUAGUUUUUCGUUUUAAGCUGUGAUUUUUGUUUAAAAAGAAGAAAAACACAAUAUAUCUACUUGAUUUGUAUUUAAAAAGAACACCUAUACCUAAUUUAACUCAAAAGGAUUAUUUUGGAUAACCAUCAAAAUGAGGAUUUACUUCCUAUUGGUUCUUGUGAUUUCCAUACCAAUUGCAACUGCCAAAAAGGAUUCCACUAAUAAGAGCACUCCUGUGCCAAAAAGCAGUCCCGUGGUGAAAAGCAGUCCUGUGGUGAAAAGCAGCCCUGUGGUAAAAACAUCAUCUACAAAUAAAACAUCAAGAGCGGCUAAGAGUCUAAGUGAAAAUAGGGGCAAACGAACCUUAACCAAUUUAGGAUACCCUGGUUAUUCAUACAGCCUUGAUUUCGGUAAUCGAAGACAAGGUUAUUCAGAUGCCAGAGCUUUCUAUUCGCCAGAUGGAAUAUACAAUGGUCAAAGUGCUAUUGGUCAAUACUCUCUACCUGACACUUCAAACCAUCUGCCAGAUUACAAUCAAUUUCCCCAAUACCCACAAUAUUUUGAAGCUCCUGAACCAAUAAUAGAAAUCAUCAUCAAGGACAGCAAUGAAACAAUUCCAACACAACCACCUCAACCUAUUGUGCAGAAGAAGAAAAAGGAAAAGGUUCAUGUUUACUAUGUCAAAUACAAGAAGGACGAAAACAAUAAGCUUCACCUCGAUGAACCAAUUGCUUCGUUGAGCGAAAACGAAGCUUCUACCGAUGAGAGCGAAGAAAUUGUUCACUAUCCGAGUAUUGUCACCCCGAUACCACCAUUGAAAACAACCACCCUGCGAACAGUUAUUCAUCCAGAUUCUGAAAAGUUCCAUAGUAACAGUGGAAUUCAUGUGACCUUUGGAUCAGAAGACAAAUCCCAGUCUGGUCAUGAGCUGCAGGAACAUAAUGCAGAAAGUAUUCAGAGAUCUGUAGUAGCGUUACCAGUUAAUUCAGGCCCUGGUCCAACUGCCAAUGUCCGAGCUGAUUUCAGCAGUCCACGAGGCACGGGAAUCGAUAAUUAUCAACAAUUUCCAACAUCAUUCUAUCAGAAUCAGAAUCAAAAUAAUCAAAGGGAAUAUAAGCCAGCAAUCCAACAACAACAACUACCGGAAGCACAACCGUUAACAUCUUUCCGUCCUCAACUGCCACUACAACAUCAAACCCAACCACAACACCAAAACCAACAGCAACAACAACAACAACUGCCACAGAUUCAACAGAAUUUCCAAAACUUUCAACAAAAACCCCAACAACAGCACUACGAACAUCAGCAUCAACAGCAACCGCUACCGCAACAGCAACAACAACAUCAGCAACAGCGGCCAUUCUACAAUCAAGCGCCUGCCAAUCCUCUGAGCCAUCCGAAGCCGCAAUAUCAGCGUCAACCAGCUACGAGUCCUCCCUCUCCCCCUCCUCCUCCACCACAAUACCAAAACUAUCAACAACAUAACUCCUUCCAGCAACAGCAAAAACAACAACAACUGCAACAGCAGCAAUACUACCAGUUCAACCAGCAACCAAAACAGCAUCCAGUUCCUUCAGCUCACCCUCAACAAUAUCAUCACCAGCAACAACAGCAACAGCAAUAUCAACAAAGACCCACAGCUCCCGCUCAAAAGCAAAAUGUCUUUUUCCCAACUCCACCACCUAAGUCUCAGGACCUUCCUGCACGGCCCAGUUCGACAUCUUACCAGCCUGUUAAGUUUCGUCCUACUCCAGUUCCCAGCGUUCAAAAGCUAGAAGGUCCAAAUCGACCACCAGUAGCCCAAGUUCAACAAUACAACCGACCCCCAUCGUAUGCCCAGCAGCCUACUUACUCAACACAGCAACAGUCUCAAGGUUCCCAAUAUGAGACCUCUAAUCGGUAUCAAAAACAGCAGAAUCAAAAGAGUCCGAGUCAUAGACCUGAACAGAGCUAUAACCAUCAACAACAGUUUGGAUUCAAUCAGAAGCAACACCAAUCUCAGAGCAAUUCCUUCGGUCAAGCCCAAUCAUCAAGUCUAGGCCAACUGCAUAGUCUCUUUGACGUUAGACCUUCGAAGGAAACUGAGCUACUGAAGGCUAUUCCCAAAUUUGAGCAGCAUAUCACAGAGACUGUGAAUGGCAACCGGUACAAUAACUACCAGACAUAUUCCGGAGCUAAUCAAGUCAUCCAUGAUAUACCAGCUCCAAAUCUCGGUCCAACAACCCCAAGUUCAGGACAUUCCCCAAGUUCAGGCCACUACAAUGUUGGUUCAAAUGGGCAACAGCAACAGUUCAGUAAUUUCGUUACAUCACCAAACCCUAUUCAAUAUCAGCCUUCCACUCAAGCUCCACAGUAUGUUAAAUCUGAAGAUGGCCAACAGAUUCAGAUAGUCACUCCGAUGCCUUCGACUAGUUUCUACAAUCAUCAAGGACAAGUUCAGUCACAGUUUAUAUCAUCGGGAUCUGGACAACAACCCCAAAUAAUUCCCAACUCACAACCCAAGCAACAGGCUUUCUACAACAAUCAGCAUCCUCGCCAAUCGGAAUCUUCACAAUUUAGUGUGUCAACUUUGCAUUCGGAUGUCUUUAAGGAGCUCGAGCACCGAAAAAAUACUCUUGGCAAAGAGAACGUAAACAUUCAAGCCAAGCAUAGCUUCAAGAACUUUGCUAGCGAACCAGAACGUAAGCCUACCACUGCAACCUCAACUACAGCCGCACCAUCAACGACGAGUAAGAAUGCCGCCAAGAAUUCCUUGCAACUUCCUGACGAGGUGCCCGACGAUCUCAGACAACAAUUGCUCAGUUCCGGAAUAUUGGAUAAUGCUGACAUCAGUGUUCUUGACUACGACAAGGUAGGCGAUGUAGCUCUGGAGAAUCUCCCGGCUGAACACUUGCAACACUUCUAUGGCGCCGGUGGUGGUGCCCAAAUAUCCGAGUCAAAUAAGGUUCUGACAGUUGUCAAGCCGAAUGGUGACAGUGUUGACUUUUCCCAGAAAAACAUUAACCGAGUUAAAGAAACGCACAGUUUACCACGGAAACAAAAUGUCGAUCUAAAAGUGGUCCAUUUCAAUGCCAACAAUGAGAAGAAUGUCACCGAUAAGCACAUAAAUACUGACUCAUCAUCAGUUGUUGUUCCACCUAUCGACUUGGCCGAUAAACAGUACAACAGAUAUUUACCGCUGAAAAUAAAUGGUGCUCAAUUCCCAAUUCCCGAUGUUGAAGAACUGCAGGGAAAAAAGAUUGCAAGUGUUGUGGUGCUGGCUCCAGUUGAUAAUUUGCAAGCUCUUGAGAAUGAACGAGCCGACGAUGAGCGAAUUGAGCGAGAUACGACGGAUUCAAAAGAAGUAAAGUUUUUAUCUGGUGACAUUAUCAAACAGCUGAUAAAAAAACCUACGAAGGAGAACUUCAAGAAAUGGCUAGAAAAGGAAUCGCGAACCGAUGUGGAGAGCCAAUCUGUGGUACUUUUGGUAGCAAAGUCUUCAGCAGCUGAUGAUCAAGAAAUCUUUAUGUACGAUAUUACAACCGGUGCAGUUAACAAACUCAACGGAGAACUAUCCAGUGCGUUUGUCAAUGUUGCUGAAGAAAAUGCAAGUGCGGAAAACCUAGAUCAUGCCUCGACAUUAGAUCCAAGUAUUCUUGAGAAUAUGAUGGAAAAAAUGAAAAAAGUGUGACUGAACUGAAUAAAUUCCUAAUUAAAGAUUCGAAAGGAACAUUUUACGCUGACAAAAGACAUACUACUGCUCAUUUAAAAUAAAACAAAUCAAAACAUUCGCCAUUUUAUGUACCAUAAACCUUCAGCUAGCUAAAUAAAACAUUUUAGUUUUUUUUUUAUUAUUUUAAUUUAAAUUUUUGAAUAAGUACGAAUAAGAAUGGAAAUGUGUCGAGAAAAUUAAUUACAAUUGAGUGAAAACAAGAAUGUAAACAAAAUUGUUAACUAUCUUUACUAUAAUGAAUAAAAUUAAGGGAACGCGAUUUCCUUGAAAUGUCAUGUUUUAGUUGAAACUUUAUAAUGUAAAACCUUUGUAGGUAAAUUUAAGAAAAUUAAGUAAAAUUUACUUAAAAUAAAAAAAUAAAUAUUUUUGUACAUAACGAAAAUUUAGCUAAAUAUGCUUAAUUAUAAUUAAUAAUUGUAUAUUAAAUAAAAUAACAGACAAAAAA